Brassica napus (rape) is the source of this 528-nucleotide messenger RNA. RefSeq lists its product as uncharacterized. The record is from RefSeq and is a predicted model, not a curated record. Bases 1 to 528 code for a protein of 175 amino acids. NCBI's taxonomy places the organism in Eukaryota, Viridiplantae, Streptophyta, Magnoliopsida, Brassicales, Brassicaceae. The transcript has a single exon.
AUGGCUACGGUUGAGAGAGCAUUUGGAGUGACAAACAUCAAACAUCACAUCCCACUGGUGUUGGAUCUAGACGUGUUCAACUAUGAUGCGUGGAGGGAAUUGUUCCUCACGCACUGCUUGACAUUUGACCUCUUAGGUCAUGUCGAUGGUUCGACUGUACCAGAUGAUGAUGACGACGUUUUAUGGAGGAAACGUGACGGUCUUGUCAAGCUCUGGAUUUACGGGACGCUUGCACCACCGCUGUUCAAAUCAUCCUUCAAAACUGGUGGAACAGCCCGCGACGUGUGGCUGCGCAUAGAGAACCAAUUCCGUAACAACAAGGAUUCUCGAGCUAUUCAGCUUGACAAUGAUCUCAGGACGAAGGAGAUAGGGGAUCAAACUGUUCGCGAGUUCUCUCAGGAACUAAAAUCAAUCGCUGAUCUACUUGAAAACGUUGAUGCCCCUGUUUCCGACAAGACACUUGUCAUGUACAUGCUCAACGGGUUGAAUGAGAAAUAUGACCACAUCAUUAAUGUGAUCAAGCAUUAG